Parasteatoda tepidariorum (common house spider) is the source of this 3059-nucleotide messenger RNA. RefSeq lists its product as uncharacterized. NCBI's taxonomy places the organism in Eukaryota, Metazoa, Arthropoda, Arachnida, Araneae, Theridiidae. The record is from RefSeq and is a predicted model, not a curated record.
GUUGCCGAUUUGAGUAACAAACAUAAAGAAAUGGUGUUGGACAUAUGUGCUGAAACUAUCAAUGAAAUACAAACAGAAAAUCUAAGUUUGUCCUUCCCUGGAAAGAGUCCCGAGCAAAUGAUUCAACUAUUAAAGGAAAAAAUUUUACGACCCUGUCUUUUGUCUUAUCCAGAAUUUCUGAGAAGGAACACACAGGAAGUGAUGCGGAACGUGACCACGACUGAUCCCAGUUACUUCCUGUCUAUUGUAGAACUCUUACAAUCAUCAACUUGUACAAUACUGGAUUACAAAAAAGUGGAUAUGAUGUUUAAGAGUCCAGGUAUAGAUCCAGCGAUUCGAGAUAUGUGGCGGGUAUGGGGCCACGAACAAAUCUCUCGAAAGGUUUUCCCAGUGACUAUGGCUGUGGCCACCCCUCUUACGAAGUUGGGUCCUCUGUAUGGUCACUUACCAACUGUGUCUGAUACGGGGCCUGAGGCUGUGGUUAGUGUUGGUACGCUGUCUCAUGUCCCUGUCAAAGAAGGUCUUCAGAGUGUUAUAAAAUGUCUGAAGUCGCAAGAUAUAUCACAAAUAAAACUCAAAGGCUCGGAUCACGACUCAAAGUUUCAUUCUUGCAACUGCAGUGUAUGCAAAAUACAACCUCAAACAAGGCGCAAUACAAGAGUUAGAUUGUAUGGAGAUUUAGCAAAACAAACAACAUCAAGCUCUGAAUGUUCUGCUUUCCAUCUCCCUCUUCAAAAGAGACAAACUUCCUCAACCACCGACGAUUUCUGCAGCAGAUCAUCCGUCACAUCUUUUCGACUUCAAUCCAGCGUCUCCUCCUUCUCUUACCAUCAUCGACAUCACCACAGCUCCUACCUAUCAUCCUCCGAAGAGGCAUCCAGAUCUCACACGGACUAUCAUCAGUCAUUCGACGCUGUUCAUGCAGAAUCCAUUCAGAAUCGAACUAAUUACGGAUCUUCUUCCAGCCACGUUGUGCAACCUGUGCCACAUUAUCUACCCAUCAACCUGAAGGCAUUCUCUCAAAGGAUGCUCUACGGAUACCCAAUGCUCAACAAACCACAGUACCCUAUGCCCAUAACAACGAGACCGACUCACUGAACUAAAAGUUUAAAAAAAAAUCUAUAUAUGACACUUGCACUGAUGAUAGCUUUGGACCAACCAAAUGAACCGAACUAUAAAAUCGAAAUUUUUGCGGAGAUGAGCUGCAAUAUACAGGGUUAUCUCUAAAUAAAACUUUUGCCGUAUAUUUUCAUAAUUAUCUUAGAAAAUGAAUACUUAUAUAUAUAUUAGGCAUCACAAAAUUUUUUAAAAUAAGCAGUGUAAAGUUAAUGGAAAUAAUAAUAAUAGAACAUGAAUCAACUUCUAUCCAUAUAAACGAAACUUUCUAAUAAUAAUAGAACAUGAAUCAACUUCUAUCCAUAUAAACGAAACUUUCUAAUAAUAAUAGAACAUGAAUCAACUUUUAUCCAUAUAAACGAAACUUUCAUCUCAUCAUUAACCUAUCAAACUGAAAGCGUUUUCAAAAGUGAAUCUCCAUCAUGCGUUCAAUAAGCUAACAUACCUUCCGCAAAUAACAAGACUAACUGACAACUCACUGAAGCGAACGUUUAUCAGCGAAGAACAGCUGUCAGAGACUUUGCUGAAUGCAUUGAAAAGCAAUGAUAUCUUUGGAUAAACAAAUUGCACAAAAUUUUUGAUACUAGACAGAAAAUUGAAGUUUUUGAGGUGCUGAGGUGUUGGGUGUUCUCAUUACACUACCUUUACAUUUUUAAACUUCUUGUAGAAAAUGGAUUAAUAAGUACUUAUACAUAAUAGGCGUCACAAAAAAUAUUAAAAUAAGUAGUACAGAGUUAAUUAAAAUAAAAAUGUAUGAAUCUCAUUCUUCCAUCUAUAUAAACGCAACCAUUGCCACAUCAUAAACUUAAAAAGCUGGAGGCGUUUUUAAAAUUGAUUCUCCAUCACAUGUUCAACAAGUCAGCGUACCUUUUGCGGAUAACAACGAGACUGACUCAUUAGAAUGAACUUUUUCAAGAAAUACCUAUUUGAGUUUUUGAUGAAGCAAUGAUCUACAAAAAAUAAUAUUUUGUACUGGGCUUAAGAUUUUGCAUCAUUUAGCAAUGGUAUACAGGGUGUGCCCUGAACAUCAUCUUUACCCUAUAUUUUCAUGACUAUCGUAAGAAUAAUAAACACUUACUUAGUGGCAUCACAAAGAAAUAUUCAAUGAAGAAAUACUUAAUAGAAAUAUAACAACCACAUCAUAUUAAUCAAGCCAUUACACCUCAACUGUUGACAACGAGACUGAUUCACGGAUGCGAAGAUUUUCAUAAAUAUCUACCUGAGAUUUGAUGAGUGUACUAACAAUUCGGAUAUUAGUGCUUAGGCCAAAAUCAAAUGAUAUCUAUGGACCUGAAAAAUGAUAUCUUUAGAUCUGAAAAAUAAUAUCUUUUGUACCAAGCUUAAGUACUUGAGAUUUUACAUAGUUUAGGAUUGAUAAACACGUACAGGUAUAAUAAACUCUAAACGCCGUAUUUGUCAUGUAUUUUAAUACUUCUCGUAAGAAAUGGAUUGGUAACCACAUACAUAGCUGACGUCACAAACAAGUAUGUGAUUGAAAAAUGCAAAAAUUAAUAAAAAUGCAAACAAAAACCGUGAAUCCUCUUCCAUCUACGAAAAUACAACCUGUUAUCUCAUAUACUCAACAAACUACAACGCCAUCUGUUGAUUAUAAUGGGACUGACUAACUAAAUCAAGUGUUUUAAAAAGAUAUCUAGCAGUAGUCAAUAUCUUAAAUGAGGGCAAGAGUGAUGUCUUUGGACCAACAAAAUAUUAUUUUAUUGUACAAUGCUAAAUAAUGUUACGUUUUUCUGCAAUAGUGUUCUGCAAACACUACCCUUUCAGUAUGUUUUCCAACAUUCUCAUAGAAAAUAAUUUUAGCUCAUUAACUAUACACUUCUCUCCAAAAUCUAUGUAUUUUUCAGUUUAUUUCUUGAAGAGGAGAAUAUCACCUCAAAAUUUAAAAUGCAAUUUUCUCCGCAAAUAAAUUUAAAUUGAAAAUUAAA